AUGAACGCGAUAGUGGAAGCUUUUGCCUUCUUCCUGGGCUUUCUUGGCUGGCUGAUGGUUGGGGUUGCCCUUCCAAAUCGAUACUGGAAAGUCUCUACAGUGGAUGGUAACGUUAUCACCACAUCAACCAUCUAUGAAAACCUAUGGAUGUCCUGUGCAACUGACUCUACAGGAGUUCACAACUGCCGGGAUUUUCCAUCUUUGCUUGCACUUAAUGGAUACAUACAGGCCUCCCGAGCACUGAUGAUCGCUGCCAUUGUGUUUGGGACAUUUGGGCUCGUGGCUACUCUUGCAGGAAUGCAGUGCUCUAAAAUAGGAGGAGAAAACUACGUCCUGAAGGGGAGGAUUGCUGCAAUUGGAGGAGUGUUCUUUUUACUACAGGGGAUGUGCACCAUGAUUGCUGUGUCUUGGUAUGCAGCCAACAUCACACAGGAGUUCUUUGACCAGUUUUAUCCAGGGACAAAAUAUGAAAUCGGAGAGGGCUUGUAUAUCGGUUGGUCUUCAGCCACACUUGCCAUUUGUGGUGGUUCAUGCCUGAUAUGUGCUUGCAAAAUCAAAACACCCAAUGAGAAAAUACCGUAUCCAUAUCAGCCCUCUUCCAGAGGACGUGUGCUGUCAACUGUGGAAAUGUCUCAGUCUGUCCCAAGCAACUAUGGAAGAAAUGCAUAUGUCUGAAAGGUCAUUAUGAAGGAAGGAAAACCGAUGGGGUAAAAGUCAAUUCAAUGGCUGGAUUAUGUGUUUAAUGAAGAAACAGUUUAUUAUUCUAAACGCUCUAUGAGAGGGCAGUAUUUACAAUGGAAAAUGCAUACUCAUGAUCACUGUACAGAAGUAACCAUGAUUUGACUUGGGGGAUUUACCGGCUUUAUCUAAACCUUUUAGUGCCACAUAUUUGCUGUAUAUGAAAUGUAUGUGAAAACUGCUUCAAUAUUCCAGCGUAUAUGUACCUCAGUAACUUGCUGUGGGCUUACUAAGAGAAAUUGCAACAUAAUGAGUACAAGAUUACAAAAUACAUAUUGACAUGUAACAUGUCCAGCAUGUGAAGGGAAUCCCAGUACAGGACCAUUUCUAUCACAAUAAACUAGAAAUAUCUUUCAUUAA
Molecule: messenger RNA, 1098 nt
Organism: Thunnus maccoyii (southern bluefin tuna)
Lineage: Eukaryota; Metazoa; Chordata; Actinopteri; Scombriformes; Scombridae
Product: claudin-15-like
Exons: 5
Coding region: 1-675 (224 amino acids)
Biological process (GO): cell adhesion; bicellular tight junction assembly
Cellular component (GO): bicellular tight junction; plasma membrane
Molecular function (GO): structural molecule activity
Source: RefSeq, a predicted model, not a curated record